Alternaria ethzedia is the source of this 516-nucleotide messenger RNA. RefSeq lists its product as uncharacterized. NCBI's taxonomy places the organism in Eukaryota, Fungi, Ascomycota, Dothideomycetes, Pleosporales, Pleosporaceae. The record is from RefSeq and is a predicted model, not a curated record. The transcript has 2 exons. The coding region runs from base 1 to 516 and encodes 171 amino acids.
AUGGUCGAUCUCUCGCCAAAGAAGAAGAUUCCGUCCACCCUAUACAAACAUGUCAGCAUCCGCAUUGUCAACAAUGGCGAUGAGGCUGCCAUCGUCCGUGUCAUGGAUCUACUCGACAAGAAUGACCAGCCGGAACUGGGCGACAUGAGCGAUCUGGACCCCGUCAAAGUCAGUCUCACCAGGUUCGCGGCGGUCCUUAGGCGGAGGAAGAAGUCAUUCGAAUACCCCGCUAAUAGCCUCAUUACUUUCAAGUACAUUUUGACUGGGAAUCAACAGAUUGCGAUCACGAAGAGCGAGCAGCUCGCAUACGCAUUGGAACUACUGCGUACAAUGGGAAAGAGCAAGAUUGAGAUGAGGGUAGACACAAUUGCAGAGGAAGAGGAAGAGGGAGAGGAGAUUUGUUUGGAUAGGUUGGAUAGGUUGGAUAGGUUGGAUAGGUUGGAUAGGUUGGAUAGGUUGGAUAGGUUGGAUAGGUUGGAUAGGUUGGAUGAUGAUGGCAGAGAAGUUGAAGGGUAG